AUGGAGAAUCGCAUGGAAAGGACGUCUCUAAUCAUCCGCGAAUUUGUCCACUACGAAGUGGAUAUAGCGACUUUCGGUAAGACCCGCCUCUGUGAGCAGGGACAGCCGGAUGAGGUGGGUAUUAGACGCAUCUUUUUCUGGAAUGGACAUCUCAGGUCAGAACACUGGGAUGUCGAAAUCAUUUCCUCAUCACGAAAGAAGUCGUGAGAAAAUCAAUAUUCGACUCAUAAGUCCGUGCCCGCCUCUUUGGCAGAACAAAUUCGUAAAGGUCGUCAGUACUCGCGUUGCCCUCGAAAUGAUCAGCCUCGACGACGUGGAGAGACAGUUCUACGAAGAAAAACACGAUGUCCUAGUGACUUUGCCGAAGGCGGAGAAACUGAUUGUUCAUGAUUACCUCAGUGAUCACUUCGUCACAGACUAUGCUGCUUCUAAGGUAGUGCUCGGUAAACACAAGAUCGGUAGCUGUAACAGAAACCAACUUCUCCUCCUGCUGGUCUGUGAAGAGCGCAGUCUUCCUUUGAACAACACCUUUGUCCGUCUUCCGAUGCUGGAUCAGGCGAUGUCCAUGCACCGCAGUUUGCAUCUCUGGCAUCUACUGGAAGCGUGA
Spirometra erinaceieuropaei is the source of this 607-nucleotide messenger RNA. Lineage: Eukaryota; Metazoa; Platyhelminthes; Cestoda; Diphyllobothriidea; Diphyllobothriidae. The record is from the annotation of a GenBank genome assembly.